AUGUUUAAUAUCCUUUUAUCUCAAUUACUUGAAUUAAACGAUCCUAUAAGCCAAAUAUAUAUUUUGUUGCAAAUCCGUCAGUUAAUUAUCAACAAUGAAGGUUCCAAGCUAUUUUUUCGAGAAUGUGAAGGUUUUGAAAAGAUUAUGUUUUUUUUAUACUCAAAUUUUCUCAACGAUAAAAUUAUAAAUACUCAGCAAAAAGCAGCACAUUAUUUUCCUGAGCAGUCUAUUCAAGUAAUUUGUUUAACAUUUACUCUUCUAUCAACAGCUAUUUCUUGGGAUCCUUUUAAUACAGAUUAUUUUUUCAAUUACUGUGAUAUAUCAUCAUUUAUUCUUAAAACAACACUUCUUCAAAAUGAUCCUGAAACCCUUUUAGGAAUACUAUUUUCUUUUGCAUUUAAUGAAGAAUCUUUGCAAUCAUCUUUUAAAAGUAUCAAAGAACAAUUGAAAUUAGAGAAUCAUGAAGAAAAAGAAAUGCAAAAACACAUUUUUAAUAAACUCUAUAAACUAAUAAAACAUAAGUUUUCAGAAAAAGACAUUAUUAUAAACCCUAAAAUACUUCCUUUAAUACUUUACAUACAAAAAGAUCUAAAAACAUCAUGGCUUCGGUUAUCAAUACUUUUAAUUUUCGACUCUUUACUUGGAGAUUGUAUUUCAGAAGCGAAUCUUGUAGCAUUUACUAAUAAUAAAAUACCGUCUAUUAUUAUCAAAAGACUUUUCAAUAACAAUUCAUUAACCUUAGAUUUACUAGAAAAGGAAUUAUUCUUAGAAUUAAUCACUAAAUUAUGCAAAAAUGGCUUACCUACAGAAGAUAUUUUUUUUCUUUUACAAGAAUUUUCAAAAAAUUUCACAAAAAAUAAAGAACUUUCAUCAUUUCUUCUACACCUAUUUUCGCAAGAUCAAAGUCCAUCUCAUAUUCAAUUUAAUCUAUCUCUACAUGGAUAUUCUUAUAUUCAGUUCUCUUCCCUAUAUAAGCUAUUUCCUCCUUUUAACGGCUAUUCUAUGUUUUUUUGGAUUAGAUUCGAUAUGUUUGAUGAAGCUUUAGAUACAAAUAUACUAGGAAUUUUAGAUAAUCAAAAAAAAUACAUAUAUAAACUCUUUCUAGACAAACAUAACAAAAAUCUAUCAUUUCAAACAUCGUUUAAAAAUCUUAAUAAAUUUUCACUUUAUAAAUUCGAAAAAGAUUUAUGGUAUCAUAUAGCACUAAUUCAUCAAAAAUCAAAAUCCGUAAUAUCAUCUAAGCUUUCUCUUUUUAUAAAUGGACAACAUAUCGAAAGCAUUGAAUGUCCAUAUCCUUUAGUUAACCAAGAUAAAUUACCCAUUCAAUUGCUUAUAGGAACACCUCAAGAAUUAUCAGUUAAUUAUGGACAAAAUAAAUCAUCGAUUAAAUGGAGUCUAUCAAGUUUUUUAAUUACCGAAGAUAUAGUUAAUCAAAAUAUAAUAGAAUUAUAUUAUUAUUCAGGACCAUACUAUAAUUGGGAUUAUCAAAAUUUUUUGAAAAAAUCAGUAUUAGGCUCUACAACAAUAUUAAAUGUUUUAGAAAAAACAAAAUAUCUUGAGAAAAUUAUAGAAAUAAAUAUGACCGAAAAUAAAAUAUCUACAUCUAUACUAAACGAUAAAGUACUGUUCUAUAUUUGUGAAGAUUCAAUACUUAAUAUUAACUCUUUCAACAAGUGGGAUGAUUCGGAAAAAAUAAUUAAAAAAAUUAUCCAAUCAAUACAUAAAAAACUAGCUAGUGACGUGGUAGUAUUAAAUAAAGCAAUACCUUUUUCAAGUAAUUGCAUAGCUAGUCAAACACGAGUAGGAUUGCUUUUAGGUAAUCCUACUAAUGUUGUAGUCAAUAACAUUGAAGACUCUAUUUAUUGUAUAGGGGGGCCUACUUUAGGACUUAAAUUAAUUGAAAUUUCAAAAACACCUAAUGAUAUAAUAUAUGCUACCAAACUUACAUUAUCUUUUAUCAAAAACAGUAAAAAAAAUUUAGAAGAUAUGGAAAAAAAUUAUGGAUAUGAAAUUCUUUCAAAAAUACUCAAAAGUAAAGAAGAUUUUAUAAUUAAUAUUCAUCUUCUUAGCUCUAUUUUAUCAUUUUUAGGGUAUGAUGAAAUAAAUCCUAAAAAUUCUAUAAUUUCAAAUAUUUUAGCAUAUAAAUUUUUAAUUUUAGACUUUGAAUUAUGGAAAAAAGCAAAUCAGAAAACCAUAAAACUUUAUAUGCAGCAAUUUUUAUCAUUCAUUUUAAAAAGUUCAUAUGCAGAAUUUAAUAUAAAAUGCCUGAAUAAAAUACGUAUAAUGAAAAGAAUUAUUAUAGCAUUAAAAUUAGACUAUAUAACUGAGGAUAUUUUCCCAUUAUUUUCUAUUACUUUCAAAACUUUAAUAAAAAUUUAUUUUACUCCGGAGACAAUAAAAAUGAUUGCAACAUAUAUUAUUUAUGGUCUUUAUAAAGAACCUAAAAAUACAAACUAUGAAAACACAAGACUUCUAACAACAUCAUUAUUCAAAAAUAACUCAAAUUCUAACAAUAACUUUAAUAAAAAUCAAUUUAGCUCAAUUCAUGAAACAUCAUUACGUAAAAAAGCCAUUUGGACUCUUGAGAUUCUAUCCGAUAUUUUAUGUGAUUCGCAAAAUGAAUCGUUUAUAAAAAACUUUUCAGCAAUAAUUACAGAUAAAUGGCUAUUAUUGUUGCUAUCAGACAAAAAUCCUAAAUGUGUUAUAUAUAGCUUAAGAAUUAUUUAUCAGCUAAUAUUAAAAAAUCCCGACUAUAUAUAUAGAUUUUCAUCAAAAACUAACGGGUUCCUUUCCAUGGGACUAUAUUUAAAGAAAUGGUGGAAUAAUGUUAGUAUUUGGAAAAUUAUUUUAUGUCUUUUUUUUGGAAUGAAUAUCUUAGAUAAAAAAAAAAUCUUAGAUGUCAAAGAUUUCAAUCUAUUUCUUCAAUCUUUACUAAAAGAAAACGAAAAUAUUACAAAAGUACUUUGUUUUGAAAUCUUUGAUGUAAUUCUUGUAAUGCUUGAAUCUGGGAUUUACAAUUUAAAACUAUUUCAGACAAAAAGUAUUAAUUUUUCAAAAGAUGAUCUAAACACAUAUGUACCGUUAUAUAGGAACAUAAUACGAAAACGUUCUAAUUCCUUAAACACAAUUUAUGAUAAAAUAGGUAGGAAUUCAAAAGACUAUGAAUAUACAGAAAAUUUUGAAAAGUCCGACUACUAUGAGAACUUUGAUACGAUUUUUUAUAUCGUAAGAUUCAUAAAAAAUAUAAUUUCUUCAAUUACAUGCGUUAAAGAACAUACGUUAUCAUCUUACUUUAUAGAAAGAUUCCUUUAUAUUGUUUUUCCUUUUAUAUCUUUAAAAAAUCAUAUUAGGAAAGAUAUACGUAUUUCAAAAAACGUAUCAAAUACAUCAAACAAAAACAUCAUUAUUAAUACAUUACAUUUUAAAAAUAAUCAUAUUCCAACUUUAUGGAGAUUAAGUACUAUACAUAAUAAUUCUCUUUUUUCAAAAUAUUUUAUAGAAACUAUUUUACAUAAAAACAUAUCAAUAAUUUUUCUAGAAUCUACGAUAGAAAAAGCAAAUAAAUUAUCUACUUAUUUUGAUUCAAAAUUAUCCAAUUCAUCAGAAUUAACUAAUGGAAAAUAUGAUAUAUUAUUAAUAUAUGAAAUAUUAUUCCAAUUAAUCAUCAGUAAUACUGUAGAUAGUAUUAUCAAUCCAUCAAAAAAAUAUAUUCUAAAGCUUAAUAUUCAGAUACCAUUAUGUUUUUUUGGAGAGCAAAUUUAUGUCGAAUUAUACAUAUUAUAUACUACUUUAAUAAAAUUACAUAAAACUAUAUAUAAUCAAUUAGAUAAACUUAAUGAAAUAUCAGUACUUUUAAACAUAUAUAAUUUUUCUAAAGAUUGUAUCAACUGUGUUCUUAAAGGCAAUUUUUUUAUGUGUGAGAGUCUUUUCGAUUUUUUAUUAUUCAUUCUUGAAUAUAUUCAUGAAAUUAAUACCAAAAAACAAGAAAAAACCUAUGAAUGCAUAUUUAUUGACAUUCAACAAUGCAUUUAUCAUGUUUUAUUUCAACAAUUGUCUAUUUUCGAAAACUAUAAUAAAGAGAAAAAAAUUCAUAAUUUUAUUGAAAAAAUUCUAUAUUAUAAUCAUAUAAUAUUUUAUCCAUCAACAAAUACUCAAGAAUUUAUUACUCAUUUUUGCUACUGGCUUUAUAUUUUCCUUUUUAAUAAAUCAUAUAAUUUACGCAUAGCAAUAAUAAAUAUAUGGAAACUAAUUGUUCAGAAAAAAUUCCAUGAAUUUUUUUAUAUACUUAAUCAAAUCAAACUAUUAGAUUACGAUAUUAUUAAUACUUUUUUGAAUAUAUAUAAUUUUAGUCCCGAAUUCAUUUUAUCCUGGAUAGACAAGAAUAAGUAUAUAUUGAAUAAUACAUUUUUCAAAUAUUUAAGUAAUUCUUGGAAUCUUUAUAUUAAAAUUCAACUUAAAAAUUGGAAAAAAAAAAUAUUAUUAGAUAAACAAGCUAGACAUGACAAACUUAAUUUACAAAAAAACAGAGAUAUUCAUAUUUCUAAUAUGUUUAUUAAACACAAAUCAUUGUAUUCUAAUUGGUGUAAAAACAUAAUCUUGUUGCAACAUAACAAAUUUAAAAAAUAUAUACAAAAUCGAAUCGAUUUAGAUAUUUUUUUAAAUUCUAUUUGGUUAAAAAUAGUCAGCAACUUAACAGAGGAUCACUGUGUUUUUGCAAUUAAUAAAAAAAAAAAAUGGAAGCUGGGUUUUACUGAAGGAAGAUCAAGAAUGAGAAAAAAAAUGGAGCCUGACAUUGAUCAAAGCCCUAUAAUAAAAUCAAAACUUGAACAAAAAGAUUCAAUUAAUAAAGGAAAAACAAAAAAAAUAAACUUAAACAUUAAUGAUCAAGAUCAUAAAGAAAAAACCUGUUUAUCUUACGGCCUUAAAAAUAAUAUAAAUCAGACCGAUACUGACAAAACAAUUUCUAUUUUACAAAAUUUCAACAAUUUUACAAUAGAAUAUCUUAACGAAACUAAUGAGUUUAAAGAUAACAAAAAUAAAAAAAUAUUACAAAGUUUAGAACACGGCGAUUAUGUAUUGGAUGUUUAUAAUAUAUGUAAAAUAAAUGGUCUAAAUGCAUUUGAAGGAUUACUAAUUUUAGGAAAAAAUAAUCUAUAUUUUAUGAGUAAUUAUUUUCAAAAAUCUACUGGAGAAAUUACUACUAUUUGGGACCAAAGUAUAAAAGAUGAACGAGACUUAUAUAUUCAAUUACUUUUAGGUAGAGAUAUAAUAUCUAAGGAAGAGAAUUCUCCUUUCAAAAAUAAACAUAAAACAAAAAAAUGGCCAUUUAAUCAAAUUUUAUCUGUUUAUCGAAGAAGUUUUUUAUUUAGAGAUGUUGGUCUUGAACUUUUCUUUAGCAACAGGAAAAACUACUUAAUUGUAUUAUCUAUUAAAGAAAGAGAAACAGUUUAUAAAAAACUACUUUCUAGAUUAAAUAAAAUUAAUUAUCCUUUAUCUAAUGAUUCUAUUAUAAAUAAUAAUCUAAUAAACAGUAUUAAAUCACAAACAUUCAUUACAAAAUUUACUUCUCACAUAACAGAUAUAUUUGAUUCUUAUUCUUUUUUAAGAAAAUGGAAAAAUGGAGAAAUAUCUAAUUUUCAUUAUCUUAUGAUUAUAAAUACAUUAACAGGAAGAACUUACAAUGAUCUUACACAAUAUCCAAUUUUUCCAUGGGUUUUAGCAGAUUAUAGUAGCGAAGAACUUGAUCUUACUAAUCCGAAAUCAUUUCGAGAUUUUUCAAAACCUAUGGGAGCUCAAAAUCCUAUACGUAAAAGUGAAUUUGAAAAACGAUUCAAAUCAUUCCAAGAAAUAGAAGAUAAUUCCCAACCUCCUUUUCAUUAUGGAACUCAUUAUUCUUCUGCUAUGAUAGUGUCUUCUUAUUUAAUUAGAUUAAAACCAUUUGUUGAUUCAUAUCUUUUAUUGCAAGGUGGAUCUUUUGACCAUCCUGAUAGAUUAUUUUAUUCUAUUGAAAAAACAUGGCGUUCUUCAUCUCAAGAAAACAUGACAGAUGUACGUGAAUUAAUUCCAGAGUUUUUCUAUCUUCCAGAAUUUUUAGUUAAUUCAAAUAAUUAUAAUUUCGGAGUAAAAGAAAAUGAUGAAAUUAUUGAUUCAGUAAUUUUGCCACCAUGGGCAAAAGGAGAUCCCAAACUUUUUAUAAAAAAACAUAGAGAAGCCUUAGAAAGUGAUUAUGUUAGUAGGCAUCUUAACGAAUGGAUUGAUUUAAUUUUUGGAUUCAAACAACAGGGUGAAUUAGCUGUAAAAGCUACUAAUAUAUUUCAUCAUCUUUCAUACCAAGGUGCCAUAGGUAUAAUAUAUAAUUUUGGCCAAACACCUAAACAACUUUUUCAACAACCGCAUCCUAAAAAAGCGUAUAAUCCAAGAAAUUCUAUUAUUACAAAAAAAAAGCCAUAUAUUGGAAAAUUUGAAAAAAAUAUAAAUUUUUUAAUCCAAACUAUAAUGUUUUUUAAAGAAAAUGAUUUUUCUAUAAAAAAUAUUAUAUAUUUAAAAAAACUAAAUAAAAUUAUUGGAUGUCCUUCAAACCGUAUAUAUAUUCUUCCUAAUAUUAACAAUUAUAUUCAAUGGGAUAUAGUUGGAGGAGACAUAGAAUUUUGUAAUAAAGAAAAUAAAAAGAUUUCAAGAUCAUUUCACAAGCUCCAUUUUAAAAAAAUAACAUGUGGUUGUUUUAUAGAGCCAUAUACGUUGAUAACUGGAAGCGACGAUUGUAUUAUUUAUAUAUGGCAUAUUAUGCAAAAAAAGACAAUAGAAUUUGAAGCAAAAGGUUGUUUACGAGGACAUUCUAAACCUAUUAUAUCUAUCGAUUCAUCACAAUCAUUUAGUAUUAUUGUAUCUGGAUCAGAGGAUGGUUUAGCCAUAGAAUGGGAUUUAAAUAAGGCAUGCUAUAUUCGUACACUAGAAAGAAGUAACAAGCCUAUACAGUGUAUUUCAAUAAAUGAUACAAAUGGAGAUAUUGCAACAUGUUCAGGAACAACAAUUUCUAUAUGGACCAUUAAUGGUGAUUUAUUGUUACGUCAAAAUAUUCAAUUUAAUGAAAAUGAUAUGAUAUUUAGUUGUAAGUUUUAUGAAGGGAUUAAUGAUGAAUGGAUAGAAUGUGAUUUAAUAUUUACUGGUCAUAGACUUGGAAUUGUUCGAAUAUGGAAUAUUUCAUGGAAAACUGAAAAUGGAAAAUCAGUCAGAGAGCUUGUAAAUAUCAAAACCUUACAACAUUAUAACUAUGUAAAAAAAUCUUUAUUAAUAUCUGAAAUAACUGCGUUAUAUCCUUCUGGAGAAUUACGCUCAUUAUUUACAGGAGACAGACUUGGGAAUAUCUAUAUAUGGAAUCUGCCUGAUACUAUAUAUAAAUCACAUUAUUUAUUAAGUGAAAAAUAUAAUAAUUGUUUUAUAUGUAGAAUUGCAUUUACUAUUAUAGAUCGAAAAUAUAAUUGUCAUCCAUGUGGUGCAAUAUUAUGUUCUAACUGUAUUCGCGAACAUCCUAAAAUAAAAAAUAUAAAAUUGUGUAUCAACUGUAUUUCAUCCUUAGUUUUUUAA
Molecule: messenger RNA, 7584 nt
Organism: Pneumocystis jirovecii RU7
Lineage: Eukaryota; Fungi; Ascomycota; Pneumocystomycetes; Pneumocystales; Pneumocystaceae
Exons: 28
Coding region: 1-7584 (2527 amino acids)
Molecular function (GO): protein binding; metal ion binding
Source: RefSeq, a predicted model, not a curated record